This is a messenger RNA of Orbicella faveolata, 4629 nucleotides long. Its product is annotated as toll-like receptor 6. Gene Ontology annotation, cellular component: plasma membrane. The record is from RefSeq and is a predicted model, not a curated record. Gene Ontology annotation, biological process: signal transduction. NCBI's taxonomy places the organism in Eukaryota, Metazoa, Cnidaria, Anthozoa, Scleractinia, Merulinidae. Gene Ontology annotation, molecular function: protein binding; signaling receptor activity.
GCGAAACCAGCCAGCACUACGUUUCAUCGAUUUUAAAAAUAAUGAUUUAGGAAAACCGUCAUGUGUCUUUAGUAGCUGCUAUACCGCAUUAAAACUUCCGAAAGUAGCGACCCGCCGAAAGUGACGAGCCCCAAAGGCUGCUAAUUCCCAAAGUAAAAGAGGGCCGUUACUUUAGGACGUUUACGGUAUUACACAUUUUUGCUGGAUACUUUCCAACAAGCACUUCUUCCCAUCCAAAACUACACGUUAAAAAGAUGAGAUCAAAGUCCACUGUAAUAAUUAUUCACUACUUGUUUCCCUCCUGUGAACUGAUCAUUACAACAAAAUCAAACUCCCAUAACUGUACUGGCUGGCUAACUAAAUUUUCUCCUGCUCUUUUCAUCAAAAUAGAUCCUUUUAUUCAUAAGAAAUUAAGAUUUUUGGUUGUGGCCUUCCAACGAGAUAGGAUUAUCACCGAUGAUUGAUUGGUUAAUUAUAUUGUGUGUUGUAAUAAUACUGCUCUCUCUUUCACCCUAUAUCUUAUGUCUUUAUCACUAUUAUUAUUCAUAUUUUAUAAAAAUUUUGUUUGAUGUUUUACGUUUUACGAUGUGCUACGUAAAUGAAUGAAAAUAAAUUGCUAUUAUUGUUUUGGGUAUAUAAUAUGGCUGGAGAAAAACCCGAAAGAACUGAAAAGCUUCAGAUUAUAAACACCAAAAUUAUUCUUAACAAUAGGUGACAUCAUCUGAAAUAUUGCUAAAAGACCAGCAUGCUCAAUUCAUCUUGGGGAAUCCCCCACUCAGUAAGGCCUCACGACAAAACAAAUAAUUUUGAUGCUUUCGCUUCUCUACCAUGAAAAAACUCUGACUUAAUAAAACGCCUUAAAUUAUGACUAAGAAAAAGUUUGAGGCCUAAUAGGAAAUAGAGAAAUACUGUAGUAAUCCCACCAUCUGCAAAGUGCUGUGGUAUUGAAAUGGCGUGACUUCAGUAAGCAAAUAAUUAUGGUAAUGAUCUAAUAAUAGAUAUUUGUUUACACUGAAACGUAUCUGAGACGAAAUGAGACGCACUCAAACGAAACAAAUUUGAAAAGUGCAAAUGAAAGGUUAUUAUGCCUUGGGACGCAUCAAGCAUUUCUGUCUGCGUUAAGCUUGAUUAGAGUCAAGGUCGUGGGUUUUCUCACACGGAAACCACGCAAAAACCUCAAACUUGAAGCGCAAACAAUGUCUGGCGGUAAACACUAAGAAGUGUACGUGGCUUUUCGCAUAAGCCGGAAGAAUUGGCACGAUAAUUUAUGUUUGUGAAAUCACAAACAGCACUAAUUCAAUCAAAUCUACACAUCUUGGUCCUUGAUCAACGUCACACAGUCCUGCUCGCCACAUCUCUUGUGUUCGACACGAAAGGCUCUCUGAUUAUAUUCAGCUGCUUGGUUCUCUUUGCGAUCGAGGCUACUGGACAACAACGCAGAAGGUUUCUACACUGCGGUGCAUCUUUCUGCCUGUUGAAAAGGUCUAUGUCGUCCUUCUUCGAAACAGGCAAUGGUACUCUUAUCAAAGAGCAAGCGGUAAUAUGUGUCUUGAAAAGCGACAAGGUUCGCGACCGAUGUGUCGUGGACAUCAGUCUGAUAUUGAAAACGAUAACAACGCCUCAAGAUGUCGUAUUGCAUUUUGCUGCCGUGUGUUUAACCCCGAUGGAAAUUGCCUUCUACAACUCUUUAAACGCCACAAAGAAAAACGCCAUAUUUUACUUGCAAAUCAAGGGACACUGCAGCUUUUCAGCCGAUGGCAUCUCUCACUGGGGAAAAGCUACAGACUUUCGGGUUUUCUAUCUCAUGGAAAACUCGACUUUACUAGAAGGAAAUAAAACGCUGGCAAACAACUCUCGUCGAGCAUUGGAAAACAUUGGCACUCUUAUGAUAGACAAAUCUAAACUACGAACUCUUCCAAAAAUGUUUAGUAGUACUAAAGUGUGGCCAAGAAUGGCCGAGGUAGUAUUCUCCAAAUUACAACUCACAUCGAUACCUCCGGAGCUCAAUACGACGAUGCCGUUCUUGCAGUCGCUUGAGCUUGCUAACAAUAAACUAACAACACCACCUCCGUUUCCAUGGUGUAAAGCUACGCUCAAACUGCCAAGAGGACUGCAAAGAACUCCAACAGGAAAUCAUCACUACCAAUUCGGCACUAACGUGCGUCCAAAUAUCUACCGACGAUUUCUUGAUUUAUCGUACAACAACAUCGAAGAUUUAUCGACGCACAACUUUAGAGGAUUUCUGAACAAGUUGACUCUCGAGGGAAACGGCCUAAAAGUCAUUGGAACAUCGUGUUUUCGCAACUUGAAAGGAAUACAUGUGAUCUCCCUCAGCAAAAACAAGUUGAAAAGUUUACCAUCAGAGCUGUUCCAAGGACAAGAUAGUUUACUAGAAUUACGACUUGACCACAAUAACAUUUCGAUAAUACCAAACGAUCUCUUCAAAACAGUGACCCAAAUCAAAAGAAUUGACUUGCAUAGCAACAAACUGAGCUGUAUUCCACAAGAAUUGUUCAGCAAGUUAAAAAAUAUCAAAAUUCUACAUUUAGAAGACAACCACAUCACGCAAGUACACGACAAAGCUUUCUCCAUAGAUUCAAGUUCAUUACAAAACAUUUAUCUCCAAAAGAACAAAAUAAGCCGCAUUCCAUUAACAUUACUACUGCAACGGCACGCUGUUAAAAUUGAUUUGUCUUUUAAUCAGUUGACGUUUCAAGACUUUAACAGGCUGAUACAAGAAUUAGACUUGGAGACAUUUCUGUAUCACCAUCGCCAUACGGCGAGCUCUUCUCAAAUGAGACUGCAAGAAAGUUUAAAGUCUAUCAGCUUCGCUCACAACAAGUUCACCACGAUCAACAUAGAAGCAUUCAACAGAACAGAGGAACUAACGUUCGAGUAUCUUCUGCGGGUUUACGAGAUAGACAUGUCGGGGAAUCUCCUCCUAUGCGACUGCAAGAUUCUGCUUCUGAGUCGCUGGCUUCGAGCUUUAGUUCAAAGGCACACGCGCAUCCGAAAUGAACAGUUUCAAACUUGGAAAUGCGCCGCUCCGACUGAACUCAAAGGGAAACCGAUCCUAUCCGUGGACGAAAAUCGAUUUAAAUGCCAGAGAAAUCUAGAAAACUGCCCCCACGGAUGCUUGUGUCUCGUGCGUGCUUUAGACGGUACUGUGGUCAUCGAUUGUAAAGGAAGAAACCUUACCGCAAUACCUCCCAAAGUUCCAAGCGGUCGCAUAGAGCUUAAGUUAGAGGACAACAACAUCCGGGAGAUUCCACCAUAUCCUUAUAUGGAAAAUGUGACGGCUCUGUACUUAACGCAUAACAAGAUACAAGUAUUAAACAAGUCCACGGUACGAAGGUUUACGCGAAUUAAAGUUUUGUUCAUCGAUUCGAACAAACUCACCUAUUUGCCUAAGAAUAUCGAAAAUUUAAACUUUACGAGUCUUGCGUUACACCACAAUUUCUUCAAAUGCGACUGUACGACAUUAUGGAUAAAGCACUGGCUACAGAGAAAACAAAGUAAAAUAUUACACAUUAAAAAUGUUCUUUGCAACUCCGAGGGAAGUACGCAGGGAAAAGCAAUUUACACUCUGCCAAAUGAAGAAUUUGUUUGCAAAAAGAAUAAGAAAGACAUCCCUACUACACAAUCUAUAACAAAGGACAAGACUUUCAAAAUAAUCGCGUUGACUCUUGGAGGCGCGCUGGUUUUGACUUUCAUCGCUUUUAUCGUGGCUUACAAAUACCGCGGAGAAAUGAAAGUCCUCAUGUACACUCAUUUUAACUGGCACCCAUUUGACCGUGUAGAUGACUCGGAUCCAAGAAAAAUAUACGACGCGUUCGUAUCGUACAGCGGGAGUGAUCACCAGUGGGUUGUCAACACCUUGCAAGAGCGACUCGAACAUCACGACCCCCCUUACAAAUUGUGCAUUCACCACCGCGACUUCGUAGUGGGUGCACCAAUCCAGGAAAACAUUCUGAACAGCGUUGACCAAAGUAAGCGCAUGCUCAUGGUGCUCUCUCGCAACUUUUUAAAGAGCGAAUGGUGCUUGUUGGAGUUUCGCGCGGCACAUCGUAAAGUGCUAGAAGAUCGCAUGAAUUAUCUGAUAAUUAUUCUGUUUGAUGGCAUCAACAUGGAUGAGCUCGAUGACGAAAUGAAGCUAUACAUGCGCACUAACACAUAUCUCAGUGUCAGCUACAAGUGGUUCUGGGAGAAGUUGUAUUACGCGAUGCCACAGAGUACUGACAGGCAGUUUAGAGCGAGAGAUCUCUCAAGCAUUUCCUCAAAUGCUGGCAUGCAAUAUUCCACUGAGACAGUGUUCAAGAAUGAAGCAUACCUCAAAGUCACUGAUAUUCUGGAGUGAACCGCGUAAUCUGAUAAUUUAUCAAAAAUUAAAAAUCAUGUUGUUACGAAAGUAUGAUAACAGCGAACAUUGCGAACUUCCAACCGAAGUGAAUGUAGAGCCUGGGAAGGAGGCUGAAAAUGGCAGUCAGUGGCGGAUGAUGUAACGCAUGGCGUGACAAACGAUCCAUGCCAGACCACGUAACACAAGUGACUAGAGAGUCAAAGUUCAGAGAGUUUAAGACCGUUACAGUCCGCUCGAGAGAUAUGCCAAAACAAAACAAAAAAAAAAAA